Molecule: messenger RNA, 1265 nt
Organism: Myxocyprinus asiaticus (Chinese sucker)
Lineage: Eukaryota; Metazoa; Chordata; Actinopteri; Cypriniformes; Catostomidae
Product: uroplakin-3b-like
Exons: 6
Coding region: 78-941 (287 amino acids)
Source: RefSeq, a predicted model, not a curated record
UAUUACUGAGUGCUAGACCAGCCAGGUUUGAUCUUGCACAGGAUUUGAAUAAUAAGACACUAGCUGCAUCCUUCAAGAUGAAAACAAAUAGGGUGAUCAGUUUGACAUCACUGCUGUCUAUUUGCAUCUGGAUGGUACAAAGUCAGACAAUCAAGCCAGAGAUCACACCUAAUGAUUUCCAAGCCAAAAUCACCACUAAUUCUGUAAUACUGAAACAGCCGCACUGUUAUUUUAUCCAGACAUGCACUCCAGAUGACUGUGAGAUUUGGCUGGUGCCGGCGCUAGUCUCAGCAACCAGCACCUUUGAAACGGACAGCGUAAAUGCCAACAUCCUCAGCCUGUCACCUUAUCCAUCAGCAUUCAUUGACCAGCUGUCAAAAAACUACUUUCUGACCAAAGUUGGACUUCAGAAAGAUUUCCCCUGCAGUGCAGCCUCAGAUGCUCUAUACUUCAUAGUCGGAGCAGAUGGGAAAUGUGCUACGCCCAACUGCAAUGGAGUAUUACCUGUUGGAUCCACUUUUAGGUUCAAGUAUCUUCUUGUCAGUGGAACCAGCAAGACUAUUCUUAAUCAGACAGACUGGUCUGACAACAUCAAUCUUAACACUCCAAAAGACCCUCAAAGCAUUUACGAUGGUCUUAGUAGGAGAUCUGGUGCCAUGGUUGUCAUUACUACCAUUCUCUGUGUGGCUGUGGCUCUACUUUUGCUCUUUUUCUUCAUCAUGCUGUGCUUAGUCUGCUGUGGCAGAAAAGACUCCAAGCCCAUCACAGUUGUGAACUCAUUUCGUAUCCCCCGCUAUGACAUCCAUAACCUGAAGGACCCAGUGCAGCACUACGACAAUCCUGCCUAUGAAUCAGAGGGGAAAAAAUAUUCCACAUCUGACACUCUGCCCAGAUCCGGAGCAGUUGACACUUCAGAUGCCAUAAAGCUACAAAAACUGUGAGCUUCCAAAGACACCGUCAUUGCAUUGCGAAUAAUGUGGAAACAAAAUUACUAUGCAGUUUCUCCAAAGAAACCAUAGAACCGAACCAAAAACUAUUAACAGUGAAAAAUGGUUCCUGAUGAACCUAAGGUGCUGCAAAGAACCAUUAAAUAACUUUAUUUCAAAGAGUGUAGUGGAAAAGAAAUGAGGAAAACAAAUCAUGGAAAACUUAAAAUUAAGCCAUUAAUUGUAUGACACUCAAAUUGCGUAUGUAUGUUACAUUGCUGUCUGUCUAUCAAGUGCUUUUUGAGCAUAGGCACAUUUAUAAACGCUUUGAUGAGAUCA